Molecule: messenger RNA, 8438 nt
Organism: Pectinophora gossypiella (pink bollworm)
Lineage: Eukaryota; Metazoa; Arthropoda; Insecta; Lepidoptera; Gelechiidae
Gene: tud
Product: maternal protein tudor-like
Exons: 12
Coding region: 169-7575 (2468 amino acids)
Source: RefSeq, a predicted model, not a curated record
AUGAGAAAGAGGCGCCAUGUUUGUUGAAAACGUAAACGGAAAAGAAAGCGGCUUUUUUUAUAUACAAGUUCAACAGAAGAGGACGUAGUAAACUUUUGCUUCCAGUAAGAGUUAUGUGAGUUGUGCUAACUUUUCUUUAUCUUUUCGUCAUCACACCAAACAAAAAACAUGGCUCUGCCAACUGAUAUUUCAAGAUCUUUUCGACUUUAUGUGACCCAUGUGGAUGGUGAUCAUCGUUUGCUGCGAAUAAGUGGUCAACUCGAUCAGCAAUCUUCAUUGAUGUUGGAAAGUUUAUUUGAGGCAGCCCGCGAGGACUUGGAAAACGGCAUUGGCGCCGUGUCCCCGGCAGCUAUUCAUGAAGGCAAAAUUUAUGCCGCGAAAUACAAAGAUGGUACGUACUACCGAGCGAAAAUUAUAAGCACAACGGAUCUUGCCCGCGGCCUAGUUGGAGUACAUUUCAUCGACUAUGGUAAUAAAGAUAUGAUUUCUCUGAGCACUAUAAGACUUCUGGAUAGCUACGACCCUUUGUUCCUUCAGUUGAGAGGCCAAGCGGUUGAUUAUUACUUGGCUCGAGUGGCGCAUCCACAAGCAAAAUGGGAGGAAACACUGCUAUCAAAACUUCAGAGCUUACUCUGCUACAAUGAGUAUCCUGCAACUAUAGAGGCACAUACACAAACUCUGCCUUUAAUUGCCAUUCAAUUCAAAGGCACUGAUCUCUCAAACCAUUUGGUUACAAGCAGAUUUGCUCUAGCAGUAUCUAUUCAGAAUCAGGAAGUUCAAGUACUGCAAAUGUUAACAGGUAGCAAUAAACAAGGGGCCAACUGGCAGCCAACCUUUGUCAGUGAAACUCCAUCCUACACAGAGCAUGUACCUUUUCUAGUAAAUCAGAAUUUUCCCUCAAAUCCAGCAUCAGCAAUGCGACUGCAGCAAAAUGUAUCAUUGCCAUUUAAUGGCAUCAUGCCUCCAUCUCAGAUAAGUCAAAGGUUGUUAGUAAACAAGGUCCCCAGGAACCAAGUAAACCUUAAAGCUCCAAUGCGCCAACCGCAACACGCUGCACCUAUGGCAGCACCACUGGCCGGGACUCCACCUCAAACACCGGUUGCAAAUAAGCCCUUGUCUCCAAAGAAAUCUACAACAUAUAAAAGUAGAUUGCUAGAAGUAGGUUCUCAACACAAAGUCUUUGUGUCAUUUGCGGAAGAGGGACCUGAGUUAUUUGCAGUCCAACUUGUAACAGAUGCAAAAAAACUUCAGGAUAUGAUGGAUGAUAUAAACAGGAGGCCUCACAGCAGCCUUGCAGAGCCGCCUAUGAUUGGUACUGUGUGUCUAGGCAGGAUGUCUGGUGACCGGAUAAUUUGCAGAGCAAUAGUAAUGAAUCUUUCGGGAUCACAAUGCAAGCUGUUCUUUGUAGACUUUGGUGACACAGAGAUGGUAUCAUACUAUGACAUCUUUGAUAUCCCUGAAGAGUUUGUGAAGCCAAAUGUUUUUGCUAUGAGAUUCUGUUUGUCUGGAGUGAAAAAAUUGGAAAAGGGGCCACAUUUGAAUGAAACUUUCAAGCAACUUGUGAAUGGGAAAGUAUUGACUCUGAGGGUAGUGUCACCUGAAGGACCUCCACUGAUCCAGUAUGGAGAGUUAUAUUUGGACAACAAGAAUGUUCUGGAGCUGCUGCUGGCAAACAUGAAGGAUAAGCUCCAGUUCAAGUGGAUGGAAAUGUUGCCUUUGGGGAGCAGAAAUUCUGUUCUUGUUUCAUAUGUGGACAGCUGCAUCAAAUUUUAUGUGCAGUUAUCAGAAAAAAUUGAUGAGUUGAAUGCUGUGAUGGAAGCUGUGAAAGUCCACUGUGAGAGCAGUUCAUCUCCUGGAGAAUUGCCGGUGGGCGCUGCGUGCUGCGCAAGGUUCCCUGAUGAUGACAAUUGGUACAGAGCCAGAGUGAGAGGCACCAAGGGCAAGAAAAUAGUGGUUGCUUAUGUAGAUUAUGGAAAUGAGCAAGAGGUUGAUGCUGCUGAUUUAAGGACCAUCACACCAGACCUGAUUAAACUGCCUGCCCAAGCCAUGAAAUGUGCCUUGAAAGGAUAUGAAAACAAACCAGUUGAGACAAAGACUUCAAAUCAGUUGGAAAUGCUGGCCCUAGAGAAGACUUUGAUGGCGCAUGUAGUUGGAGUGCUGUCCAAUGACACAAUGCUGGUCACCUUGGUUGAUGAUACUGUCAGCCCCCCAUUGGACAUUGCUAGGAAGAUGACCCAGCUGUCUACACCGCGGAGCAAUAUUGAGCCAAAAGCAACAACACCGGUUCGUAAGGAGGCGCCCGAGUCGUUCAGUUCUCCCGAAGGCAGCGAAGACAGUAAGAAGAAGAGCUUCAGACGCGAGAAGAGCUUUAAGGACGAACGUCGCCCGCCCCGGGAGACACGGGAGCCUCGAGAGUGCAAUGAAGAGUUUGGUCAAAGAGGAGGCAGCUUCCGCGGAAGAGAGAAUAAGGAAGCGUUUGACAGAUCGGGGCCGGGCCGGCACAGCGAGAAGUUUGGCGGGAGACCAGAUGGCAGGCAGGAUGGCAGACCUGAUAGAGGAGAAAGACGCGGUCCUCCGAAGCCCGCAGUGGGAGGCGACGACGACUGGGAGGAAUCUACCCCCGCGCCCGCCACCCCGCAAGGCUCCUUCCAGCCGCCGCGCCGAGACAACCAACCCAACAGAAGAAAACCGCGACCGGAUCAGCAUCAAGGGCCCCAUCAGGGGCCCCGUCCGGGGUGGAAGGGCAAAGACUCCGGGGUUGGCAAGAGGUUGCGGCAGGCGGCUGAGGCGGCCUCCGCUGACGCACAGAGCUCGCAAAAGUCCUUCUCGAUCCAGGACCGACUCAAACGGAACAAUUCAUUUAACCAACAAAACGACCGAGAUGAUAACAAACAAGAUGACUGGGGCAACAGAAACAACAACCGUCCUGACAGGCGAGAAAAUCGGGAGAAUAGAGAUAACCGAGAUAAUCGGGACAACAGAGAUAACCGAGGUGAUAGACGGGACACCUGGGGAGACAAGAAAGAGAACUUCCAGAAACGAGAGUUUCGGGACAACAAUCGAGACAACCGGGAAAGGGGCGAUAGGACCAGAAGUAACUUUACUCCUAGAGAUCGAGCUGAACGGUCAUUUGGCUCCGACACGGAUAAGAGGUCGGACAAGAGCUUCAAGUCACAAGACAGCGGGGGCCGCGCCGGCCGCGCCCCGCCGUACAAAAGCCGAAGCAAGUUCACCCAAGUCCAAUACAAAGAACUUUCACAACCCGUUUCCCUUGAGACUACAUUUGAAGAGCCUGUUGUCGAAAGCGGCGCUCAACAUGAGGUGUCGGUCACCUGGAUAAUCUCCCCAGAAAGCUUCUACACUCAGAUCUUGUCACUCCAACCCAAAUUCCUCGAGAUGAUGCAUAAAAUACCCGAACUAUAUAAGGGAGUCAAAUCCUACACUGGUAUAGUCCCGGUUGGGGCGUCAGUUCUAGCGAGGUACCCAGCCGAUGGCGUACUGUACAGAGCCACGGUCGUGUCUGUGCAACCGUUUUCGAAAUUCAUCGUGAGGUACGUCGAUUUUGGCAACAAACAACUUGUCGAUGCUAAAGAUAUUUGGCAACUGGAUAGACAACUGAUGGAGCUUCCAAAGAUGGCUGUGCAUUGCUCUUUGCUCGGCGUGGCGCCAAAAGACGGGGAAUGGAAAGCUAACCCUGAGAUUGACUUGUGCUUCAACGCGCCACGAUACCAGUGCGUGUUCCAAGAUUGCCUGGAAGACGGACAAUGGAAGGUGUACCUGUGGAACAACGGCGUCAACGUCGCUGAUACGUUGGUCGAGAAGCAGCUGGCUGUCAUGUCGGAUCAUCAGUCGUCUGUUGCACUGAAAGUUGAUUUUUCAGACGAAGCAAUCGACUUGACGAUCAUCGUGGGUCAACAAAUUCUGUGCAAGGUGACUCACGUUGAGUCCUAUGAGAAGUUCUACGUUCAGCUUGAUUUGGACAAGGCUGCGCUGGUCGAGAGCGCUAUCGCUAACUUUGAUACGAGCAAACUGACGCCCAUAGCAGCGGACAGUCUGACAGAAGGUGUGCACUGCACAGUCAAACAUAACGAUAAGAUCUACCGCGCUAUCUUAGAAGACGUCAGCGAUACUGAGAAGAUACGAGCCGUGCUGCCAGACUACGGAUUCUCCAUCACUACCACAUCGGCUAAUCUAAUGAUUCUCCCGACGGAGCUGAGCGUGUACUACUACCAGUCGCUGGAGUGUGGCCUGAACAACUACACGGCCGACAGCAAGACGCUGAUGACCCUCGAACAGAUGAAAGACAAACUCAUCAACAACAAGUUCAUCAUCUACAUCAACUACGUCGAUGGCAUCAGAUUGGUGUCAACGCUUUACGACAUCGAGACUGGUCAAAAGAUCGCAAUAUUCGAGCCGGAUGAAGGCGCGUACGACGAGGUAGUCCAACUGUGCACGCGCGCGGUCUUCAACUACAACUUCGGCAUGGCGUACAUAUCGCAUGCGGAGAAUCUCAACGAGUUCUACCUGCAGAAAACCUCUGAUACCGACAAGAUCACGCAGCUGUUAGAUGACUUGUACAAGUUCUAUGAAGAAGGAACUCCAACAGCCUUGGAAGGUUUCGAAGUUGACGCACUAUGCGCUGCAAAGUCUUCUGACGGUAACUGGUACCGCGCCACCGUCAUCAGCGCCGAAGAAAACAACGUCAAAGUCCAGUUCAGCGACUACGGUAACUCUGAGACCGUUUCUAAGGACUCAGUCAAGAAACUCGACACGAAAUUCUUUGAACCCUGUGCUCUAGCUCUGGUUGCUAGCCUAGGCCUCGUAGCGUUACAGGAUGACGCUCUUUCUAAACUGACAGAAUGGACCACCGAUAAAGAAGUCCAAGUGACACUGGCUUUCGGCACCGACGGGUGGCUUGCCAGUCUACAUCUAGAUGGCGUUGACUUAUCCAUGAAACUUGUCAACGAGAAGUUAGCAACACCCAAAAUAAGCUCUACUGAAGAAGAAGCCAAGCCUGUUACUGAGACACCUGUCGAAGAACCUACCUCGUUGCCGUCAGGAUGUACUCAAGUGUACAUCAGCCACAUCGACACGCCUGGCCACUUCUGGCUACAAAUGUCCGACAAAGUUGACACAAUUGAAGAGCUUCAGGCAGAUUUACAAACCAACGCCGGUACCUACGCUGAUAUCGAAAAUCGCGAAUUAGGCACCCUGUGCAUUGCCAAAUAUUUAGCUGACGAUCAAUGGUAUCGUGCGGAGAUCCUUGAUUCCGAUUCUGACAUCACAACCGUCCGUUUCAUCGACUACGGCAAUACUGAUGUGUUAGAUAACCAGCCUGGUCUGAUAAAGGUGAUGCCUGACCACCUGAAGGACGUUGAACGCUACGCUCUGAAAUCCAGCGUAAACGCUGUUCCCACAGGCACUGGAGAAUGGUCUGAGCCGGCGUCCGAGUAUUUCACACAGUUAGUUGGUGAUUUAUCAGCGCCAGUCGACGCAUUGUUCGUGCUCAAAGAUGUCACAACUUAUGUAGAUAUUUUUGCAAACGGGCACAACCUUACUGACAAAUUAGUAUCUGAAGGCUACGCUACUAAGGCAGAGGAGCCUGAAUGUGGCGACCUACCGUCCUGCUUCGCCAGCCACAUUAACUCUCCAUCUGAGUUUUGGAUACAACUUGAAACAGCUGCACCGGAACUGCAAACGAUGGAAGCGGCAAUGGUUGACGCUGAAAACUUUCCUGAACUUAGUGAAAAGGAAGAAGGCGUCAUUUGCGCUGCGAAGUACCCCGAAGACGGUGCUUGGUACAGAGCACAAAUUAUUGUCGACGGGUCUGAGGGAACCGAGGUUCUGUUCAUGGAUUACGGUAACGCAUCUAUUGCCAAUGAACUCCGCAGCCUGCCUGAUGAGCUGAAAUCAAAACCAGCUUUGUCUAGAAAAUGUGCCUUACAAAAACCCCGCGACAUAAAAUCUUGGUCGCGUAAAUCUGAAAUUAAAUUCAACGAGUUAGCUGCAGAAGGGGCGACGAUUUUCAACGUCCAGUUUAUUGCGUCUGGAGAUAUAUCUAUUGUAGAACUGUACCUUGAAGGUAAAUCAGUAACAGAAGAGUUGGUAGGGUUGUGCGAACCACAACCAGCGACAGAAAGACCAACGCCCGUCGGACAAGAUUUGCACAGCAGUGGCAAAAUCUGCUAUGUCAAUUCCUUAGACGAGUUCUAUGUCCAGUUAGACGAUUUUGCUGCUGAAAUCGAUAAGGUGAUAGACAGAUUAUCCAAUGCUGCUGAAUUUAAUGCAGCUACCGAAUUGAAAGUAGGAUCACUGUGCGCAGCUUUCUGGGAUGAAGAUGAGCAGUGGUACAGAGCGAAAAUAUUAGAAUUCUGUGAUGGAGGGUAUCACGUACUAUUUAUCGAUUACGGAAAUAAGGCUAAAUGCCAAGAGUUUAGGCAACUUCCUGAAGAUGUAAUCGUGAUAGAACCAGCAGCAAAAUGUUGUCGCUUAGCUGGACUAGGCGACGAUAGUUUGUUUAUUGAAAGCGCUAAAAACAAGCUAGAUGACUGCUCUGCCGAAGCAGCAACAUUCCAAAUUGAAUUCUUAGACAGCACUAAAGAGCCUGCUCUUGUAAGACUGUUCAUUGAUGGCAAAGACAUCUGUUCCAUCAUUUCAGAUAAUGUAGAAGUCCCUGCAUUGAAUACUAUACUGAAAGAAGAAGUUGUCGUAACACCUGAAGUGACAACAACUGUAGCAGAAACUAGUCAAGUUAAAGAUUCUGAGAACACAAGCGGGGACAAUUUACAAGCAGAAAAGGAGGAAUCCAAAGUGGAUUCCCAUACAGAGUCUGUAAAAGAGCCAAUAACCGAGGAAGAUAAUAAAGAUGAUGUCGAGGAAGAGAGUGAACUAAAUACGUCCCAACAAGAUCUGAACGAUAGCGUAGAUAGCAGUAAUACAGUUAUAGAAAACAAGUCAUUUGAAGCGAAAGCAGAAAGUUUGAAUGACGACUAUACGGAAGAAACGAAAGAUACCACUUCGUCUUCCCCCGAGAAAGACACCUCUUCGGAUACGCUAGAGAAUUCCAAUGACACAAUGAAAACUCCCGAAUGUGACGACUCGAAAGACUCCCUGAACACAGAUACGGGAUAUACCAGUUGUGGAGAUCAAGAUAAAUCUGCAACUCACGAACAAACUAGUUCGCCAGUGAAAGAAUCCGACUCGCCUGUAAAAGAACCAGUCUCUCCUGUAAAGGAGCUAGUAUCGGCUGUUAAAGAACCAGUCACUCCUGUCAAGGAACCAAUAUCGUCUGUAAAGGAACCAGUGUCGCCUGUUAAAGACCCAGACACUCCUGUAAAAGAGCCAGUCUCUCCUGUAAAAGAGCCAGUCUCUCCUGUAAAAGAACCAGUAUCGCCUGCUAAAGAACCGGUCGAAGAAAAUAUUGAGCCAGCUAAGGUCGAUGAAAACAAAGUGGAGAUUGAAAGUAAAGAAAAAAGUGGGGUAGUUGGAGAUGGUGAUAAAGUAGAGGUUGAAAUUAAGGAAAAAACUGAAGAUAAUAAAAAUGUUGUAAAUACCGCGGUCAAAUCAGACGAGUGAGUUGUGAUUUUGUUUACCUACUUGUAUUAUAAUGUAACUAUCGAACUUAUUGCAAAGCAAUGCAUUUUGUGAUGAUUACUUCUUAGUGUUUAUUUACUAUUCAACUUCGUGCCACCUACACUGAUGGUGUUUAGGGAAACCACAACGACUGAGUUACGUAAGUAUUAGGAUGUUAAUGAAGGUGGUUUCUCUAUUCAUUUUAAAGCAUUUGACGUUAUUUUAUCUUUAAUAUUUAAGUAUUUUUAUUCAAGGUGCGUUGAUUUUUGUUGAUAUGACGAUUGUUUUGAUAAUUGAUUGAGUGGAGGAAGUGUUUUCGAUGGUUAUUAUUUUGCUUUAAAAAGUGAAGACAUUAUUUUGUUCUUUUCAUAUAUUUUUGUUAAAAACAAUGGUAAUUUAUCCAGUAGUUGCGAAAUAAAGCAUUGUGUAAUGUCUUGUAAAAGAUGUAGACGUAAAGAUAAUUCGUGCUAAUACUCAUUUUUAUUAUUGUUUUAUUUUAUAGUAUAUCGUAUUUGUUUAAUUUUUCUUUAUUACUUAUAAAUAUCUUGUGUUAUCCACUCAUUGCGUGGUGUUAUGCAAUUCGCAGUAGCGAAGGGUCGUAAAACACAUUACUAUCAUGUUUGUUGCCCAUGCUCAAGAAGCAGCAUAAUUUAUAUAAACAUAGUUAACCAUAGGUCUGUAUUUAUACAAGUGCCCGCAUAUAUUUGUAGAAAAACAAUAUGUUUGUGAUCUUCAUUAUGCGCACUAAUAUCCAAAUACUUUUUUAUUUUCACAAAUUGUUUAACAGCUGAUUAAUACACAUAAAAAUAGUUAUGUUUGCGAAAUGUUUAUUUGUUUUAAAAAAUAAAAGUUCUGUAUAAAAAGUA